This is a messenger RNA of Pseudonaja textilis, 869 nucleotides long. The record is from RefSeq and is a predicted model, not a curated record. NCBI's taxonomy places the organism in Eukaryota, Metazoa, Chordata, Lepidosauria, Squamata, Elapidae.
CAUAGAGGGAAGGCGGCGGCGGCGGCGGCGGCCUCGCCGCGGAGGAAGCUCGGCCCGAAGCUGGAGCUCAGCGCGGCCCACAAGCAGCAGAUGCGGGAGGCCUUCGACCUGCUGGACGCGGACGGGACCGGCACCAUCGACGUGUCCAUCCGCGCCCUGGGCUUCGACCCCACCAAGGAGGAGCUGCGCCGGGUGGUGGCGGAGGUGGACAAGGAGGGCGCGGGCAAGAUCGGCUUCGACGCCUUCUACUCCGUCAUGGCCCAGAAGAUGUCCGAGAUCGAUUCCAAAGAGGACAUCCUGAAGGCCUUCAAGCUCUUCGUGGACAAGGACAGCGGCAGGAUCGCCUUCAAGAACCUCAAGCAGAUCGCGGCUGAGAUCGGGGAGAAGCUCACCGACGAGGAGCUGCAGGAAAUGAUUCAGGAGGCCGACCUGGAUGGCGACGGGGAGGUGACCGAGCAGGACUUCCUGAAGGUCAUGAAGAGACGCGAUUACUAGGUGGGCUUGGAGUCCCUGCCCAGUCGUGUGACGGGUUGGGUCUCCUUCACUCAGGCAACAGGUUGGACGAGCACAGCCACAGCUGAGGAGCACCUGGUGAUCAGAAGAGACGCAGAGCCUCCUUCAGCAGGAGAGAACCCACUAAAAAUCAAACGCCCAGAAGUCGCCUGAGAUUUUGUGAUGGGGCAAAACAUCCACAAAACGGGGGGGGGAAGGGGGGGGCUAGCUGGUGAGCGUGGUUGGCCUGGCCAGCUUUGCCUCCCCUGCUGAAUGGGACGGUUUGUUCCGAUGGUUUGCAAAAUUUUCCACCGAGUGGGGAGGGGCAGCUCCGUGCACCAGUAACACUUGCCUACCUGGCCAGGAGAAAUAAAGUU